This is a messenger RNA of Balaenoptera musculus (blue whale), 1217 nucleotides long. It is a transcript of the gene CBR3, whose product is annotated as carbonyl reductase 3. The transcript has 3 exons. Gene Ontology annotation, molecular function: carbonyl reductase (NADPH) activity. Bases 333 to 1166 code for a protein of 277 amino acids. Lineage: Eukaryota; Metazoa; Chordata; Mammalia; Artiodactyla; Balaenopteridae. The record is from RefSeq and is a predicted model, not a curated record.
GUCCGCUUUUGCUUUAGGGGAACAAUGUCUCGACCCCGCAGACCACAGCUUGGCUCAAGAGGCGGGAUCAAAAGCGGGCGCAUCGCGGGGAGGGGGCGGACCCGGGAAUGGGGCGUUACCAAACCUUCAGGAACAGACGGCCCCUCCUCGGAGGGGAGGGACCGAGGACCGGAGCCUCGUUCUCUGCAAGUCACAGCGCUGGAUCCUAGAACACAGUUCUUCCUGGCUUCUCUGACUGUGGCCGGGCCUCCGCAGCGCGCACCGCCCACCGCCCGUGGCCCACGGCCCGGUUCGCUCUUCACCCAACAGCCCCGCGCGCCCGGCACCCGGCCAUGCCGUCCUACUCCCGCGUGGCGCUGGUCACCGGUGCCAACAAGGGCAUCGGCUUCGCCAUCGCGCGCGACCUGUGCCGGCAGUUCUCCGGGGACGUGGUGCUCACGGCUCGGGACGUGGAGCGGGGCAGGGCGGCCGUGCAGCAGCUGCAGGGCGAGGGCCUGAGCCCGCGCUUCCACCAGCUGGACAUCGACGACCUGCAGAGCAUCCGCGCCCUGCGCGCCUUCCUACGCAAGGAGUACGGGGGGCUCAACGUGCUGGUCAACAACGCGGGCAUCGCCUUUAAGAUUGAUGAUCCGACACCGUUUGACAUUCAAGCUGAGAUGACACUGAAGACAAACUUUUUUGCCACGAGAAAUGUCUGCAGCGAAUUACUGCCGAUAGUGAAACCUCAUGGCAGAGUGGUGAAUGUCAGUAGUUUACAGGGUUCCAAAGCCCUUGAAAAUUGCAGCGAAGACCUGCAGGAGAAGUUCCGAUGUAAGACACUCACAGAGGAAGACCUGGUGGAGCUCAUGAAAAAGUUCGUGGAGGACACAAAAAAUGAGGUGCAUGAGAGGGAGGGCUGGCCCAACUCUGCUUAUGGGGUGUCCAAACUGGGGGUCACGGUCUUAUCGAGAAUCCUGGCCCGGCGUCUGGAUGAGAAGAGACAAGCGGACAGGAUUCUGCUGAACGCAUGCUGCCCCGGGUGGGUGAAGACGGACAUGGCGGGGGCUCAUGGCUGCAGGACCGUGGAGGAGGGGGCUGAGACUCCCGUCUACUUGGCCCUCCUGCCUCCAGAUGCCACCGAACCUCACGGGCAGCUAGUCUGGGACAAAGUCGUCCAAAACUGGUGAAUGUCUGCUUUGGCACUUGAGGCUUAAUAAAUGUUUGGGGAAUGAAUGAAU